Sporothrix brasiliensis 5110 is the source of this 1452-nucleotide messenger RNA. RefSeq names its product Leucine carboxyl methyltransferase 1. Gene Ontology annotation, molecular function: protein C-terminal leucine carboxyl O-methyltransferase activity. Gene Ontology annotation, biological process: C-terminal protein methylation. NCBI's taxonomy places the organism in Eukaryota, Fungi, Ascomycota, Sordariomycetes, Ophiostomatales, Ophiostomataceae. The coding region runs from base 1 to 1452 and encodes 483 amino acids. The transcript is spliced from 2 exons. The record is from RefSeq and is a predicted model, not a curated record.
AUGGUCUCACCGCCAAAGACCGGGCCCCCACCGCCGGGUUCCCGGGCCGUUUCAACGCCAACUCCGACUCCGGCACUGGACUCGGCAUCAAAUCCGACACCAAACCCUACACCGAGCCUGACACCUCCACAACCCAUGGCGGCUCCGUCUAUACCGAAUCUUCUUGGCCGGCUGGGCAAUGGACCGCCACGGUCGGGCCGCGGCGGUCGCCGAGGAGUCGGACGCGGAGGCAGCUCUCUCGGGGGACCAACAGCGUCUGGGCCAGCGCGUUUCGCACCACCAUCACAGCACGGCGGCGGCAUGUCUGGCAAAAUGGACCACAGCGGCAUCAUCCAGAGCACAGACACCGACGCGGCGCUGUCGCGUAUGAGUGCCGUUGACCUUGGCCUGCUGCAAGACCCGUUCGCCCAGUACUUUGCAGGUGACGGCGGCGGACCAGCUCCUCGACGGCUGCCCAUUAUCAACCGAGGCACGUACACGCGGACUCAGGGCCUGGACAAGAUUAUUCGGGCGUUCCUGUCCGGCGCGCCGUCCAGAGAGGCAACGCCAGAGCCGUCACCACAAGCAGUACAGACACCAUCGCCGCUGCACGUCCGGCAAAUCGUCUCUCUCGGUGCCGGCACCGACACGCGGAGUUUGCGGCUGCUGGCACAGAAGCAGCCAGACGGCCACGCCGCCUUCCAAAACGUCAUCUACCACGAGAUCGACUUCCCGACAGUCUGCGCCCGCAAGCGCAACAUCGUGCAGUCUGUGCCCACGAUCCGGUCAUUACUAGAGGGCCCAGUAACGCAGCAUACGCCGCUGGCUGGAGCCAUAGGGAUCCACCGCAGCUGGCGCGUGGGCCUGGGGCAGGGGAACGAGCUCUGGGCCCACGGUCUGGACCUGCGAGAAUUGGCAGCGGGCAGCGGCAGCAGCUUCAGCACCAACACGACCAACAGCGAGGAGGGAAGAUCAGACGUUGUCCUGGCUGGCUUCCGGACGGACGUGCCGACCCUGCUUGUGUCCGAAUGCUGCUUGUGCUACUUGCAGCCGCCCGAGGCGGCCGCGGUGCUGCGCUGGUUCGCCGACCGCAUCCACCCCCAGCCUGCGUCGCUGGCCGGCCUCGGCGUGGUCAUCUACGAGCCCAUACGGCCCUUUGAUGCAUUCGGUCGCACCAUGGUGGCCAACUUGGCGGGCCGUGGGAUCCAGAUGCCGACGUUGGCGGCAUACCCCGACGGCGUCGCGCAAGAGGCGCGACUGGUGCGAGAAGCAGGCCUCGCGCGGGCCAAGCACCGGACGAUUGAUCAGAUCUGGAGCGCGUGGGUGGCCGCCGAGGAGCAGGAGCGCGUCAACCGGCUUGAGGGACUGGAUGAGGUCGAGGAGUGGGCGCUGCUGGCCAGCCAUUAUGUUGUUGUUUGGGGAUCGCAGGGCGCAUAUUUUGACACGGCUUGGGCGGAGUUGUACGAGCAGUAG